This is a messenger RNA of Pangasianodon hypophthalmus (striped catfish), 2983 nucleotides long. RefSeq names its product angel homolog 1 (Drosophila) (gene angel1). Lineage: Eukaryota; Metazoa; Chordata; Actinopteri; Siluriformes; Pangasiidae. The coding region runs from base 134 to 2422 and encodes 762 amino acids. The transcript has 10 exons. The record is from RefSeq and is a predicted model, not a curated record. Gene Ontology annotation, molecular function: 3'-5'-RNA exonuclease activity.
ACGCACUUGUAUUCGCAGUGCACUGAGACGCGCGCGCGUGCGCACACGCGCUAAACAGUCACCAGGACAGCGGGAUGAAUAAAGUGUUUUUUUUUUUCUGAGAUUAUUUUCUUAUCACACUAAUAGUUGAGCCAUGAUUGGGAGCCUUAUUUAUUAUGGGCUGUACCCGCUAACCCAGCUCUUCAUUAGGCUCUCAGACUCUUGGUGGAAACGUCAUCCAGUGAUCAUUCAUGGCAAAGCAGUGUGUGAUGGUGGUGCACGUUCUUGCAGAAGGCUUAAUGAGCAGCAGGCUGCUUUGUUGGAUGAGUGGUGCAACGCUGGACCUGAAGCCUCAGAAACCCCUACGUGUACUCAGCGAGAAAGGAGGGAAGCUGAGGGACUGGUGGAGAGCAGACCUCUUCUUGAGAUCACGGAGGUGGUAGUGGAGCAGAAGAGCGAGCUGGAGGAGGACAAAGAGAAGAUUUGUUCAGCAGACUUGAUGGAUCCUAAUCCAGAAUCAGUGAUGGAAUGGGCCAAAAUCCAGACUGCUGCCGAUGAAAGCAAAUGGAAGUUUAGUUCUGAGGAGGAAAGACAGAGAUUUCAGGGGAUGGUGACAGAGGCUGGAGGUGUCUGUCCAUUCAUGCCAGCAGGUGGGUUCUCAUGUCACUUGGGUUCUUAUAAAGCAGCUCCUUCCAGCACACUGACACAUGCUGGCUCUGGUAACCAUGGCCUUCUGAAAAGCCUACAAGAAUCCCAAGCUUGCGCCAACGGAAACGAGUCCUUUGAACCAACAGCAGAUGGUGCUGAAGAGAGUGAGAUUGAUGGUUCUAAAGUACCAGUACAAUUGACUUCUGCUCUGUUCACCACUGAUGAUGUGUAUGCCGAUGACUUGUUCACCAGAGGAAGUGAAGCCCAGGCCAGUAAUGGCAGUCUUGUGUAUGACCUGAGUGCGCUGCUGGCGGACAACCAUGCACCGUCCUUUAAUCACACAUGGCUCCAGCCUACGCCCACUGGUUGGCAUUUUCCAGUGGGACCUGGACUGUCAGAGGUAGUAUAUCAUCCGUUACAGUUCCCCGGCACAAGCUACUACCAAGGAUUUCAAGAAAAUACAAAUUUUGAAGUGGUGUGGAGGGUGUGGGAGGACCUUGGUAAAACCUCCAGUCCCUGCGUAUCUCCCCACACAGCCUGUGUAGAUCCUGGGUCUAAGUUUGACUUCACCAUUAUGUCCUACAACAUCCUGGCCCAGGAUCUGCUAGAGGCUAACUCAGAGCUGUAUGCACACUGCUCAGAGAAUGUGCUAGCAUGGGAAAACCGUUUAGAGAAUAUUCUCAAAGAGCUACAGACCUGGGAACCUGAUAUUAUUUGUCUUCAAGAGGUGCAAGAGAAUCACUUCCAAGAGCAGAUGUAUCCAGCCUUGAUUGAGAUGGGAUAUGACUGUGUGUACAAACGUCGCACAGGCAACAAAACAGAUGGCUGUGCAGUGUGUUACAACACUAAGUGCUUUACACAACUCUCUGUGCGCCUGCUCGAGUUCCAGCGUCACGAGUGUGAACUGUUGGACCGGGACAAUGUGGGCAUCGUGCUGCUCCUCCAGCCAACCACAGCGCAUGGGGACGACACUACGUUCCGGCCCAUCUGUGUGGCCAACACACACCUGCUGUUCAACCCCAGGAGGGGAGAUGUGAAACUGGCCCAGCUGGCCAUAAUGCUGGCAGAGAUUGACAGCAUGGUCAGGCAGUGUAAGGUCAAAGGGCGUGAGUGCGAGAUCAUUCUGUGUGGGGACUUCAACUCCUUACCCAACAUGCCACUCUAUCAGCUGAUCGUCACGGGCCAGCUCUACUACCAUGGACUACCAAACUGGAUGGUGUCUGGUCAGGAGGACUUGUCCUACAAAACCCAUCACAGGCGGCUCUACGCUCCUUUGUGGCCCAGCAGCUUGGGUAUCAGUGAUAACUGUCGGUACUAUGACAUUUUUGAGCCUGAAGGCAAAGAAUCAGGGAAACUGCAGUACAAUCAUGACUUCCUGCGGCAGCUGCGUUACUGCCCGGCAGCCUGUGUGCGGCCCCCUGACCUGGAGCUCAUACCAGGUGUCACCGACAACACUCCGACUCCUGAAGAAACACAGCCAAUUCCUCCAAGGCAUUUCAGAAACACCAUAUGUCAUGGCUUUAACCUAAGCUCUGUGUACAGCCAAAACAUAUCAGGCACUGAGUGCUGUGCAGUCACCACGCUGCACUCACAUGGAGCUGCCAUGGUCGACUACAUCUUCUACUCCGCACGGAGAGAACACACUACGGGUUGUGAUGACAAAGAGAAGGGUCUGAAGUUGCUUGGCCGUCUUGCUCUGCUGUCUGAAGCUGACCUUUGGUUGCUGAAUGGACUCCCAAAUGAAAUAUUCCCAUCUGACCACCUCAGUCUGCUGGCCAAGUUUCAGCUCUGCUGAGUGAUCAGGGUUCUAGCAAGUGUGACGCAGCCAAGCGGUGCAUACAUGACCCCAAGUUCAAGUUCCCAGUGUCGCUAGGGCCCCAAUGCAGUGCACUUUGUUAUAAGCCCAAGCACUGUUGUAACUUCUUUGAGGCCUUAAUCAAGAGAUGUGUUUUCUCAUUGUUCCAACUACUGAAAGUCAAAGACAGGGUAAAACAGUUUUCUUCCCGUCAGAGAUUAUGGCCCAGUUCUGAACAUCAUCUAUCAUUUUAAAUGGUUUCCUCCUUUUGACUGAUGCAAUUUCUAAAGGUAAUUUUAGGCAAAUGGCAUUUUUUAUAUUUGCUGUCCAAAACUGAUAAGGCUGUCUUAAGGUUGUUUUAAAAUUUGAGUUAAGCUAAUACAUGGGGCAUUGACAAAUUGAGCUGUGCAGUCUUGUUGCCAAAACAUUUUUAACAUGGAAAAUGCUGAACGUACCUCAUUUUGUUUUUGAAUUUAUAUUGGAGACUACCUGCUUUUGUUUUGAGCGGCUUCAUAUUCUUUCAGUGGAAGAAAAAAUAAAAUAUCUUGCCAAUAAAUAGUA